Drosophila novamexicana is the source of this 1699-nucleotide messenger RNA. It is a transcript of the gene Gcat, whose product is annotated as 2-amino-3-ketobutyrate coenzyme A ligase, mitochondrial. Lineage: Eukaryota; Metazoa; Arthropoda; Insecta; Diptera; Drosophilidae. Gene Ontology annotation, biological process: biosynthetic process; L-threonine catabolic process. The transcript has 4 exons. The coding region runs from base 362 to 1627 and encodes 421 amino acids. Gene Ontology annotation, molecular function: pyridoxal phosphate binding; glycine C-acetyltransferase activity. The record is from RefSeq and is a predicted model, not a curated record.
UUACAAAAUACACGCACCUUAUACCUUUUAGGAACACGAUUUUGUCUCAGUGUAGCAACAGAGCAGAGAAUAUAUACCGAAAAAAAUUAAAACAAAUUGCAAUGGCAGCUAUGACAACGAAAAUGAAAGCAAAUUCAAUUAGUUUAGCAACAAACAGUUAUGUACAUAGUUAUGAGUACUAUAUAUGGGGCCUAUGUAUUUAUAAAUCGGAAAAAGCGACUUGUUGUUGUUGUUGCCAUGCUUUUUGGGGGCCUGUUGCUGUCGUUGCUCUGCUGUCGUUGCUCUGUGCUCAGUUCCAUGCGAGGCGUUGAGUGGAAACGUGCCUGCCGAGUAUAGAUUCGCAUUAAGUAUACGCCGCGUGAUGCCAGUUUUUUCGAAAAUAUUGUCGCUGACCGGCUGCGCAGGGAGGCAGCAGCUGCGGCCGUACAGCGCGGCAGCGCAGUCCCAGCUGCGCGAGCUGCUUGGCCAACAGCUGAGCGGCAUCCAGGAGGCGGGCACAUUCAAGGCGGAGCGCAUCAUCACCUCGUCGCAGAGCACGCAGAUUACGGUGCAGGGCAGCGAUCAGAAGAUACUCAACUUUUGUGCGAACAAUUAUCUGGGGCUGGCGAACAAUCCGGAGAUUGUGCAGUACAGCCAGCAGCUGCUGGCCAAAUAUGGCGCAGGCUUGAGCUCGGUGCGAUUCAUUUGCGGCACUCAAGACAUACACAAGCAGCUGGAGCGGAAGAUAGCGCAGUUCCAUGGACGCGAGGAUACCAUAUUGUAUGCGUCCUGCUUCGAUGCCAAUGCGGGCAUCUUUGAGGCCAUACUCACACCAGAGGAUGCCGUCUUCUCGGAUGAGCUGAAUCAUGCGUCCAUCAUUGAUGGCAUACGGCUGUGCAGGGCCAAGAAGCAGCGCUACAAGCACCGCAAUCUGGCUGAUCUCGAGCAGCAGCUGCGCUCGACCGAUGCCCGUCUCAAGCUGAUUGCCACCGAUGGCGUCUUCUCCAUGGAUGGCAAUAUAGCGCCGCUGGCACGCAUUGUUGAGCUGGCCAAGAAAUAUGACGCACUGGUCUUUGUGGAUGAGUGCCAUGCGACUGGCUUCUUUGGUGCCACUGGACGCGGCACUGAGGAGUACGACAAUGUCAUGGGCGAGGUGGAUAUUAUCAACUCAACGCUGGGCAAGGCUCUGGGCGGCGCCUCCGGCGGCUACACAACGGGACCAGCAGAGCUAAUCUCAUUUCUGCGACAGAAAUCGCGGCCAUAUCUCUUCUCCAACACACUGCCGCCGGCGGUGGUGGCCGUGGGCUUGAAGGUCAUGGACAUGCUGCUCAGCUCCAGCGAAUUGACUCAGCGCGUCCAGAGCAACACCCAACGCUUCCGCGAGGCAAUGACCAAGGCCGGCUUCACCAUUGCCGGCGAGAAUCAUCCCAUCUGCCCGGUCAUGUUGGGCGAUGCGCGUCUCGCCUCCACCUUCGCCGAUGAGAUGCUUACGCGCGGCAUUUAUGUCAUAGGCUUUAGCUAUCCGGUGGUGCCACAGGGCAAGGCACGCAUCCGCGUCCAAAUCUCAGCUGCUCACACCGAGACGGAAAUUGAUCGGGCUAUUCAGGCAUUUAUUGAGGUCGGUCGCUCCCUGAAGGUCAUCAAAUAAAUGAUACUAUUGUCAAGUAUUUUUGUGCUGCAUUUAUAAUAAAUCCAGGAAUUUUGUUGGAUUUACCAAACC